This is a messenger RNA of Suillus paluster, 528 nucleotides long. RefSeq lists its product as uncharacterized. The record is from RefSeq and is a predicted model, not a curated record. Lineage: Eukaryota; Fungi; Basidiomycota; Agaricomycetes; Boletales; Suillaceae. The coding region runs from base 211 to 441 and encodes 76 amino acids. The transcript has 4 exons.
AUCCCUUACUUUCCCACCUCCACCUCCAAGAUCGCCCUUCUUGUGAAAGCACAGAGUAUCUUCUUUACUCUCGAGAUGUCGGGCAACGACAGUGAACCGUAUCUUUUCGUCGAGAAAUGCGGCUCGACCCGAGGAAAUCCAAUUUAUGUGAUCACAAAGUACAUCCCGUCAGUCAGUGUACUCGAAUGAAGUGGUUUGCAGAAGGGGCUAAUGUGUCAUGCCAGCGCUAGCAACGGCUACUCAAGUAGGACGAGGGAAAUCAGAUGCAUGGAUCUAGGUGGCGAAGCUCUUGGUUCUUAUAAGGCUCGCCAAGGAGGGUGCACACAUAUACAGUUCUUCAAUCAGUCUGAACAUCUCAAUUGCACUGGGUGCGGCAUGGAGUUUUCCAAAGUCAUGCUUCGCCAGAAUGCGUACAUCGAGAUCAGAGGCCUCCCUUCUUGAUUCCUUCGACGUUCGGUUACUAUUCUCGCCAUGACCGCUAUCCUCGUUGCUCUGUUGAAUAGCUAUGAACAACUAUACCUGGAAUAG